AUGAAUAUUGCGGGCAACAUUAAGACUACUCUUCCCAAAACUGAAAGUGCUAAAGAACUUCUGAAACUUGUGAAAGAAUGCUCCCAAACUACUGAUAAAUCUCUUGAUGGGACACUAAUGAGCACUUUAACCACCAUGAAAUUUGAUGGUUCACAUACCAUGCAUGAGCAUAUAAUUGAAAUGACAAAUAUAGCAGGAGGACUUAAGUCUUUAGGAAUGGAAGUGGAGGAGAUUUUUCUUGUUCAAUUCAUCAUUAAGUCAUUGCCAUCUGAGUAUGGUCCUUUCCAAAUGAAUUACAAUACUAUGAAAGACAAAUGGAACGUGCAUGAACUGCAUAGAAUGCUGGUUCAAGAGGAAACAAGGUUGAAGAAUCAAGGAACCCACUCCAUUAACCUUGUAGGCCAUCAAGGAGCCGGAAAGAAAGGAAAGAAACAUAAAAAGGUUAAAUAG
Molecule: messenger RNA, 450 nt
Organism: Nicotiana tabacum (common tobacco)
Lineage: Eukaryota; Viridiplantae; Streptophyta; Magnoliopsida; Solanales; Solanaceae
Source: RefSeq, a predicted model, not a curated record